Molecule: messenger RNA, 759 nt
Organism: Mirounga angustirostris (Northern elephant seal)
Lineage: Eukaryota; Metazoa; Chordata; Mammalia; Carnivora; Phocidae
Product: large ribosomal subunit protein uL18-like
Exons: 1
Coding region: 3-680 (225 amino acids)
Biological process (GO): ribosomal large subunit assembly; translation
Cellular component (GO): cytosolic large ribosomal subunit; ribosome
Molecular function (GO): 5S rRNA binding; structural constituent of ribosome
Source: RefSeq, a predicted model, not a curated record
AUAUGAUAGUUUGUGCGGCUUAUGCUCAUGAACUCCCAAAGUAUGGUGUGAUGUUUGGCCCGACAAAUUAUGCUGUAGCGUAUUGUACUGGCCUGCUGCUGGCCCGCAGGCUCUUCAGUAGGUUUGGCAUGGACAAGCUCUAUGAAGGCCAAGUGGAAGUGACUGGAGAUGAAUACAAUGUGGAAAGCAUUGAUGGUCAACCUGGUGCCUUCACGUGCUAUUUGGAUGCAGGGCUGGCCAGAACUACUACUGGAAAUAAAGUUUUUGGGGCCCUCAAGGGAGCAGUGGAUGGAGGCUUGUCUAUCCCUCACAGUACCAAACGAUUCCCUGGUUAUGAUUCAGAAAACAAGGAAUUCAAUGCAGAAGUACAUCGAAAGCACGUCAUGGGUCAGAAUGUUGCAGAUUAUAUGCGUUACCUAACGGAAGAAGACGAAGAUGCUUACAAGAAACAAUUCUCUCAAUACAUAAAGAACAACGUAACUCCAGACAUGAUGGAGGAGAUGUAUAAGAAAGCUCAUGCUGCUAUACGAGAGAAUCCAGUGUAUGAGAAGAAGCCUAAGAAAGAAGUUAAAAAGAAGAGGUGGAACCGUCCCAAAAUGUCUCUUGCCCAAAAGAAAGAUCGGGUAGCUCAGAAGAAGGCAAGCUUCCUUAGAGCUCAGGAGCAGGCUGCUGAGAGCUAAUAAACCAAACCACAAUUAUCUAUGAAGAUUUUUCAGAUAAAGACAAUAAUAAACUUAUUCAUCAAGCAAAAAAAAAAAA